Molecule: messenger RNA, 1972 nt
Organism: Capsella rubella
Lineage: Eukaryota; Viridiplantae; Streptophyta; Magnoliopsida; Brassicales; Brassicaceae
Exons: 9
Coding region: 314-1930 (538 amino acids)
Molecular function (GO): ATP binding; kinase activity
Source: RefSeq, a predicted model, not a curated record
UUUUAAACACCACCCCAUCAGCAAUAUAAGUCAGUCAUCAUCAUAUUAAAUCACUUAAAAAAGAAAAAGAAAAAGGAAAAAAUGAUAAUAUAAUACACAUUAAAUCCCACCCACUAGCUACAGAUGCAUUGUAAAGAAGAGAUAGAUAGAUCACAUACAAGAAAAAGUCAGACGCAUUUAUAGAUGAGAAGAGCAAAAUCAAAAGCAGAGUUCAAUGUUGUGUCGAGUUAGUGCUACACCUCACAGUCUCAUUCUUCUUCUUCGUCUUCUUCCCCAAAAAGAAAUUAAACAAUUUUGUUAGACCCUAAAGGAAAUGGUGAAUUCUUCAGGAACAAGAGAUGUCUCUUGUGGUGAACGUUGUAAAGCAUCAGCUCAUCUCUUCCUCGCUUCUCUUGGUGGUCUUGCCGCCGUCGCAGCUGCUGCUUUUGCCGGAGAAUCACUCCUCCGCCACCGCCGGAAACUUAAUCAAGCUGAUCCCAUGGGCAUUAAAGAUGAGAAAAUCUCCCCUUUUAUAAUUGAGAGGAAAGAUUCGGGUCGACGAUCAAACCUCGAGAGGUUCUCCCACUAUGUUGCAAGACAGCUAGGAUUCGAGGAGCCAAACGAAUACCCACAACUAUGCAAAUUAGCAAAUGCAUAUUUGCUGAAAACGAAAGGGUAUGAUGAGAAUGUGUACGAGUAUCUGGUGAAUGAAGCUGAGGCUGAUUCUCUCUAUGUUCAUCUCCUUGAAGAAUUCGAGAGAUGCAUUCUCACUUAUUUUGCUUUCAACUGGAACCAUUCCUCCACCCUCAUCUCUCAGGUGUUAAGCGAUGAAUCCGACCACAAAGUACCAAAACUCAAGGAUUUUGUGAUGGCAGCGACAAGGAAACAGAGGUUCGAUAGGGUGACAAAAGACCUGAAGGUGACAAGGGUAAUUUCGACAUUAGUGGAAGAGAUGAAAGCAAUUGGCAGCGGAAGCAGUGAGCCUCACUGUACGGAAGUAAUGUCUCCGGUGGCUCACAACAAACGAAGCCCCGUCCUCCUCCUUAUGGGUGGCGGCAUGGGCGCCGGGAAGAGCACCGUCCUCAAAGAUAUCCUCCAAGAGUCGUUUUGGUCAGAGGCAGAGGCCGACGCGGUGGUGAUAGAAGCGGAUGCGUUUAAGGAGACUGAUGUUAUUUAUAGAGCUCUUAGCUCUAGAGGUCACCAUGACGAUAUGCUUCAAACUGCCGAAUUGGUUCAUCAAUCAUCAACAGAUGCUGCAUCGUCCUUACUAGUUACAGCAUUGAACGAAGGACGUGAUGUGAUAAUGGAUGGAACAUUAUCAUGGGAGCCAUUCGUGGAACAAAUGAUCGAAAUGGCAAGAAACGUCCACAAACACCGAUAUCGAAUGGGGGCAGGCUACAAGGUUUCCGAAGACGGGACAAUAACCGAAGAAUAUUGGAAACAAAUUGGUCAAGAAGAAGAGGCCAAACAAAAUGGGAAACAACAAAUCUUGAAACCUUAUAGAAUCGAGCUGGUCGGUGUGGUUUGUGACGCUUAUCUUGCUGUAGCAAGAGGCAUACGGAGAGCUCUAAUGGUGAAGAGAGCAGUGAGAGUGAAAUCACAAUUAGAGUCACACAAGAGUUUCGCUAAUGCCUUCCCAAAGUACUGUGAGCUUGUAGAUAACGCUAGGCUUUAUUGCACUAACGCUGUUGGAGGUCCUCCAAGGCUUAUUGCGUGGAAAGACGGAAGUAGUAAGCUUCUGGUGGAUCCGGAGGAUAUAGAAUGUCUAAAACGGGUCAGUAGUCUUAACCCGGACGCUGAAUCCAUUUACGAGCUUUACCCGGAUCCGAGUCAAAUAUCUAAGCCCGGUUCAGUUUGGAAUGACGUAGUUUUAGUUCCAUCGAGGCCCAAGGUCCAGAAGGAACUUAGCGAUGCAAUCAAGAGAAUUGAAAAGGCCCAACUAAAAAUGUGAUGAUAUUGUGAACUAGACCCCCGAAAUUCUUAUCUUUUUGUA